AUGAAAUAAAGUAAACAAUAAAAUAAGAUAUAUAAAAUAUACAUAUAUAAUAUUUGGGUUACACUUAUAAGGUACAGCCCGCGCUCAAACAGCGUUGUCCAGCAAAAGAUAUCCAUAACAUAACACACUUCAUUGAAAACUUAAAGUGAACAUGCGUAUUCUUCGGUAGCCCUGCUGGAAUGAAAUCUAUAAUGUGAGCCUAACUCUUAUCUGACUGCUCUCGUAAAACUACGUGAUCUGUUUAAUGUCACUGUUUAAUGUUGUAGGCCAGUGUUAAAGAGGCUUCAAAAACCAAAAAGAAUUCCUCUGAAAAUGAUCAGGUCCAAGGACAGGCAACUAUUCUAGUUCAGACUAGUUACAUUUUAGUGUGAGACUAAAAUUACAGUAGUAAUGAAAUUACAACUCUUAUAAAAGGUUAUAAAAAUGAGACAAGACACAGAAAUAGUCUCUAAACCAUUUUAAAUUUAUUUUGUUUCCUUACAGCUUUCCACUCCUGUCCCUUUUCUUUGGGACAAAAUAUAACCAAGUUAAAAAAAAAAAACGAAAAACAUAAAAAUAAUAAAGGAGAAGAAGGGAAUGACAUCUUCACACAAAUAUUCUGAAUGAAAAAGGGGAAGAGGACUAAGUGUUGAGAGCUGGGGAUAAAGAACUGGACCAUCUGAAUGGACUUGGACUCUAAACCGCUCACAUUGGCCUUGGCCUUGGCGUUGAUUAUGUUGAUAAAUACUGGCUUCAGGGAGCCUUUCCCCACAAUGAAACCAUCAAUGUCCUUCUGGCCGGCAAGUUUAAAAUCACUUUUGUGUACAAGUGAUCUGUGCCUGUCGUUUGAUUGGCCAUAGUGACACAAGUCCCACCCCCUGCAUGACUACUUCAUGAUUGGUGGAAGUCAGUGGCGCUUUAUACCACCAUAACAACAGUGUCUGUGCCUGUUGUUGUAGUGAUUACAAUGGUUAGGUUGAGAACAGGAAUCUUAGCUCUUAGAAAGUUAUCUAGAAGGCUUCUCAUAAAGAGAAGCUCUCUAUAUCUAUGUAAAGCAAAGUUGUUUCUUUUCUUGCUUCACAUGUUCCUGUGUCCUGUAUGUCCUCCCUCUUUACAUCCAUGAACCUUCUUUGUGGUCUUUUUCUUUUCUGGCUGCUUGGCAGCUCCAUUUUCAGCUGCCAGGCAGCCUUAAAAUCUUAAUUAAACUUAAAUCAAGAAAAUCAAAUCAAGAAACAGGAGUACUGUUACACAAUAAUAUGAUUUUGUCACUGUGUCACAAUAGUGUCGGCAUCCUAACCUUUAACCGCCCCCUUCUUCUUCUUCUUCUUCUUCUCCCUCUUGGUUUAUGUGCACUACCACCACUUACUGGACUGGAGUGCCAUAUGGCCAUAUGUUUGGAACACCGUGUCUCCAAGAAGACCUUCCAAAGACUCCCCCAAGAAAAACUUUGCCGGGUGUGUCUCACCAUGCCACUCUACAUCGACCCAAGAUUUUGUCCCACAGUGUCGCAGGCUAAACGACCAGCUGCUGUAUUUCACAGGGAGAGAAAAGAGAGAGAGCUAACUUCACUCAGAGAUGGAGAAAGAUUUAGGAAGACAGAUGGAUAAGAGAGGAAGAAGGGUAUCCCUUUGCUGUGGUGUACCGGUCGUUCUUGUUCUACCAGACUCCCACAGUUAUCCAUUUAUUCCACACGUUCUCUGGAUUGGCUCUAGCAGCAUUCAACUUUGGCUCUCAGCUCUAUCACUCCGUAGUAUGCGUCCUUGUCCAAUUUCUGAUGCUGAGGCUCAUGGGAAGGACGGUAACAGCCAUCCUGAGCAGCUUUACCUUUCAAAUGUUAUACCUACUAGCGGGGUAUUAUUACACAGCCACAGAGGAGUAUGACAUCAAGUGGACUAUGCCACACUGUGUCCUCACACUUAAACUUAUCGGUUUGGCGUUUGAUUACUAUGAUGGCGGGAAGGAACCAUCCAAGCUGAGCGCAGAGCAGAAGGCGUCGGCUCUGCGGUCUGUGCCCUCGCUGCUCGAGGUGUGCGGCUUCUCCUACUUCUAUGGCGGUUUCCUUGUGGGUCCCCAGUUUACACUGCGCACCUACCAAAGACUUGUGGCAAGGGAGCUCACCGACUGCCCUGGAAAAGUUCCCAACAGUGUUGUACCAGCUAUGAAGAGGUUUGCUCUUGGUUUCCUCUGCCUGGUGAUAUAUGCGAUAUUUAGUCCUCAUUAUCCAGACAGCUACUAUUUAACUGAUGAGUAUGAGGCGCAGCCAUUCUGGUAUCGCUGUGUGUUCAUUCUCCUGUGGGGCAAAAUCAUUUUGUAUAAAUAUGUCAGCUGUUGGGUUAUAGCGGAAGGUGUAUGCAUAUUAACUGGACUGGGAUACAAUGGAGUAGUGGAUGGUAAGCACCAGUGGAACGCGUGCGCCAAUAUGAAGGUGUGGCUCUUUGAGACGACACCACUCUUUGGAGGAACCAUUGCUUCUUUCAACAUCAACACAAACGCCUGGGCUGCCAGACAUGUGUUCAAGCGGUUGAAGUUCCUGGGCAAUAAGACUUUAUCUCAUGUGGCCACGCUCUUCUUUUUAUCGAUUUGGCACGGCCUUCACUCCGGGUACAUCCUGUGCUUCUCCAUGGAGUUCUUCAUCAUCACCGUGGAGCGACAGGCCCAGGCACUAGUAAAGGACAGUCCUGUGCUGACAAAGCUGGCCAACAGUGCACUCUACCCACUCAUCUAUGUAGUCCAGCAGUUUAUCCACUGGCUCUUCAUGGGGUAUCCUCUAGUGGCAUUCUCCAUCUUCAGUUAUGACAAAUGGCUCAAGGUGUAUUCUUCUGUUUAUUUCUGUGGUCACCUAUUCUUCCUAGUAGCAUAUUUAAUAUUGCCAUACCUCCGUAAGGCGCUGGUGCCUAAAAAGGAGGGGAGAGAGAAGAAGCAGGAAUAAUACUUGAUACUAGAACUUGGCGUGGUCCAUCCAUCGUUGAGGCUCAAUACUCACUUAAGGGAACUGCGACUUCCAAGGAGCAGAACGGAAAAUAUUUUAAGGCCUUUUAGUAAUAUAUGUCCAUGUUUAAAACGAAAAAAAUAAAUAAAUUUCUAUAUAUUUUUGUGUUUCAGGCGGGAAGGGUGUUUUUUUUAUAAACAUUUGGAGAGAUGUUUACAGGAAAUUACCAUUGUGCCACAGGGGUGUAAUUGUGAGCCAAUCAGGAGCAAUUUCCUGUUUUUUGUCUUUUCUUUUUUAAAAUUUCACCACAUGUGGGACUCGUUUGCUGUCGACACAGAACUGCACACGCUCACAAGUCACGGGUUCAGAGUCUGUUUUUGGCUCUUUUUUUAUUUUUUAAAUGCGUUGUUCUUUAUUUCACGUCCACAUUGAGCAGGAAGUGUGAGCACACAUGUGGCACUUUCUGAUGUUGUGCUACGACAUGUAUAAGAAGAUGGAUGGUAAUGGUAAUCAUCAUCAGGGCUUCUUCUUCCUAAAUGGCUGCCAGUGGUUAUACAAGCACUCUAAAUCACACACUGUACACUAACACCCAACUCUAAAUGGCCUUGUAUUAAUGAAUGUUUUUACAGUACAUUUGUUCUGGAUUUAAUUUGAUUUGUUAUUGGGGGUGGGGGAAAAAAAUAGAAUUUUAUAAAGUUAACAUGUUUUAUGAAAAUGAACUUUUUUGUAGCUUUGGAUAAGAUUUAAUGAAACGAUUUGCAUUGUUCUCCCGCUUUUCCUCAGUGGUGGUUUUCUUCUCGCCACAUCUCCUCUUCUCCCUCUGUUCUGUUUAUGCCAAUCUGUCUUUCUGUCUGCCUCGAUUCAAGCCCCUCGACUCUGAAAAUGCACAGUUGUGAAAGUGAACAGCCCUACAGUCACUACAGUUAAUUGUUUUGCUUCUUUUGGUGUUCUGAUUUUAUAUGAAAAGGGGGGCGAAA
Molecule: messenger RNA, 3885 nt
Organism: Pelmatolapia mariae (spotted tilapia)
Lineage: Eukaryota; Metazoa; Chordata; Actinopteri; Cichliformes; Cichlidae
Gene: lpcat3
Product: lysophosphatidylcholine acyltransferase 3
Exons: 15
Coding region: 1754-2908 (384 amino acids)
Biological process (GO): phosphatidylcholine biosynthetic process; lipid modification
Cellular component (GO): membrane
Molecular function (GO): 1-acylglycerophosphocholine O-acyltransferase activity; lysophospholipid acyltransferase activity
Source: RefSeq, a predicted model, not a curated record